Messenger RNA from Panicum hallii, 2702 nucleotides. RefSeq lists its product as uncharacterized. The transcript is spliced from 14 exons. Gene Ontology annotation, biological process: protein phosphorylation. NCBI's taxonomy places the organism in Eukaryota, Viridiplantae, Streptophyta, Magnoliopsida, Poales, Poaceae. Bases 284 to 2569 code for a protein of 761 amino acids. The record is from RefSeq and is a predicted model, not a curated record. Gene Ontology annotation, molecular function: ATP binding; protein kinase activity.
UGACUCAGGUCAACUCACAACCACGCGUAGUGGUCGUCGUCAUUUGAUUGGUCAGCACAGCACGGUGGCUUAUCCAUUCUUUCCAGAUCCAGCACCUCUCUGCAAGCCUCGAGGUCUUCACCAUUCUUCUUUUCGAAGAGCUGGUCUUCUCCAGUUUUCUUGCUUUGGCGACAUCAUUCAUACAGAAGUUCUCACUCAAGCCACCCUGCACGCUGGGGAAGGCAAGUAGAUGCUUGCCAUCAUGUGAUAGUGCUUCUGCAUCCAAAAUUUUGUUUAGAAGAAAAUGGACGGUGAGCCUAGCAGAUAUGAUAAGCUGGAGAGCAUGUUACAAGAUGGAAGUUCAGAACCACGCAAUCUACCACUAGAACAUUUGAGAAGCAUCACAAACAACUUCUCCGAGGAGCGGCUACUUGGUGAAGGUGGUUUUGGCACGGUAUACAAGGGAGUGCUACCAAAUGGGAAAACGAUUGCGGUGAAGAAACUCAAUUCGUCUAUUCCAGGAGUUAAGGAUAGGCAUUUUGAGAAUGAAGCCUCUCAUCUUAUGAGGCUUAAACACCCAAAUGUAGUGCUACUUGUAGGCUGGUGUUCUGAAACAGAGAAUAUGUAUGUACAUUACAAUGGGAAAUACAUCUGCGCUGAGAAGUCAGAAAGGUUGCUUUGCUUGGAGUACAUGCCUAAAGGAAGCCUUCGUGGGUAUCUUUCAGAUGAAGCCUCCGGACUUGCUUGGGACACACGCUACAAAAUAAUCGAGGGCAUUUGCUAUGGUUUACAUUAUCUCCAUGAGGAAUGGCAGCAUAGUACCCCUAUUAUUCACAUGGAUCUAAAACCUGCAAACAUAUUGCUUGAUAACAAUAUGGUGCCUAAAAUUGCGGACUUUGGCUUGUCAAGACUCUUCAGCGAGGAGAAAACUUGGACUUGCACGAUAAAUCGUGAUGGAACAUUAGGUUACAUGGCGCCAGAAUACAUAAACAGAGGUCUAAUCACAACAAAGUCAGACAUAUUCAGUUUGGGUGUUAUAAUCAUAGAGAUAGUGACCGGACACAGGGACUAUCCAGACGAGAAUGGAGUAUCUCCCCAGGAAUUUAUUGACCUUGUACUAAAGAAAUGGAGAAAUAGGCUGCAAAAGACAGCAAGUUAUAAAGAACUUUAUUAUUACCAGCAAAUAAGAAGUUGCAUUCAGAUAGGUCUGGUCUGUGUGGGCCUUGAUCGAUCCAAAAGACCAACAACAAGCCAAAUUAUCAAGAUGCUUCACGUAGAAAGCGUAGAUUUAAGAGGGAGUAAAAGGGUAUAUCCUCAGCCAUAUCAACAUUGGGCGAGUACUACUUCAGAAGAUGAAGAACCACAUAAGCACACGUCACCGUUGCAGAAGGAACGUCAACCAAGAAAGAUAUCCUUAGAAAUAGAUCGGCAGGCCAAGCUCGCCGGGUCCGCGGUCUGCUCCCUCGACGCCGGCGUCAGCUUCCGCAUCGGCGACAGUGGCGACGGGGGCGGGGACGUCUGCCUCCUCUGCCAAAGGCUGGGUCUUUCCGGACCCGACGACUUCGCCAUCUCGGUUGCUGAGUGGGAGGCGCACAAGGAGAAAAAGAGGGGAGAAGAGAGAAGUGAGAGCUGGCACGGAUGGUUCCCUUCUUUAGCGUGCUCUAGUGUUUUCCUGUCACAUGUCUUAAGUCUCUUGCUUGCUUUUCUGUUUCUGCAUCGUAUUCUCAGUGCAGGUGCCUUCUUUGCUGUCAAAGAAGUAAGCUUAUCUGAUCAAGGGAGCAACGCAAAGCAGUGUAUCUUUCAGCUUGAGCAGGAAAUUGCACUUCUGAGCCAGUUUGAGCAUAAGAAUAUAGUACAGUACUAUGAUACAGACAAAGAAGGUUCGAAACUUUACAUCUUCCUUGAACUAGUGACGCUAGGAUCCCUUGCAUCUCUGUAUCAGAAGUAUUGCCUGAAAGAUACACAUGCAUCUGUGUAUACAAGAGAGAUCCUUAAUGGGUUGACUUACCUCCAUGAAAGGAACAUUGUUCAUAGAGACAUAAAAUGCGCAAAUAUUCUGGUGGAUGCUAAUGGAUCUGUGAAACUUGCAGAUUUUGGACUCGCUAAGGAGAUCACCAAAUUCAGUGCGAUUAAAUCAUGCGAAGGAACUGUUUAUUGGAUGGCACCUGAGGUUGUCAAUCCAAAAAAGACAUAUGGACCUUCAGCUGACAUAUGGAGUCUUGGUUGCACCGUCCUAGAGAUGUUGACACGCCAAAUUCCCUAUCCUGACCUGGAAUGGACACAAGCUAUAUUCAAGAUUGCUAAGGGGGAAGCGCCAGCAAUUCCAUAUAGUCUUUCAAAUGAUGCUCGUGAUUUUAUAAGCCAGUGUGUAAAACCCAAUGCAGAAGACAGACCUUCAGCAUCCGAACUGUUGGGGCAUCCAUUCGUUAACCGUUCAACUAGCAAGAAGCUAGCCUGCGCAAAUGUCAAGGAGGGGCUCACGUACACUAGGCGCCGCCGGGCCCGUGAUCUACGCCGUGCCACGGAACGCGCGACAAGCGGGGACGUCGAGCGUAGGCAGGUGCUGGAGGAGGCCACCGUGAGUGGCUAAAUCAAGAAAGAAGAUAUUUAGUUUCUAUUCUUUCCCAAAAUUAGGAGAGUUUGUUUGAGGCCCAAGGCCAUAUAUACUUUGUACCGUACGUUGGUUGAGGCAAGCAAGAAUUACCAAUCUAAUCUCUUCUUUC